Messenger RNA from Petromyzon marinus (sea lamprey), 2182 nucleotides. RefSeq lists its product as uncharacterized. Lineage: Eukaryota; Metazoa; Chordata; Hyperoartia; Petromyzontiformes; Petromyzontidae. The record is from RefSeq and is a predicted model, not a curated record.
GGCCACGAGGCGGAAUUGAACUCGGGUCGCCGGGUCCGUAGCGCGACGCGCUAACCGCUGCACUGCCGCUCGCCCCACACAAUAACGCCAGGCCAGGCCGCGUCUCCAUCGCGCGCACUCCCCAACAGUCUUCCUCCAGGGACGAGGCGCAGGAAACAGGCGCGAGUGGAACAAUGGAGCAGCGCGUCGGAGGCUUCCUGAUCGGCGAGGCCUGCAUGGAGAUGCACGAGGGGGGUCGAGAAGAGUCUCGGGAAGUCGGAAACGCGUAGCUCCUUUUCCUCCCGAGGACGCGCGGAGAGGGGAGAACGCCCCUCCGUCACCGAAUUUUUUUUAUAAUUUUUUAAAACAUUUUUUUAAAAAUCCCCACCGUUUGAUGACCCAUUCUCUCGCCACCACUCCCACCCCAUGCCUCCCUACAUCGCGGGGACACUCCGCUUCACGUGUCACCCACCCGUCUAACUGUCGGGCAGCCUCAUGCCCUCAAGAUCCGUCCGCUUGCACCUCGCACAGCAACGAUGCAUUCGAACGGCAGCGACUCGACCAACUCGACUGCCGCGCCCGAUCCGAGCAACAUUUUCGGUUUGGACUCGUUCUCCGAGCUCCUGCUGGUGUUCGCAGUCUCGGUGGCGAUCGGCGCUCUACUCGGCGCCUCCGCUUGCCUCCUCGCGUCAUCCUGCCGCUGUUGCCCGCGGCGGCGGCGUCGCGGGCGACACUCGACGUCGGCGUCGGCCGCGACGUCGGCGCCGGGCGUCGUGGCGGGCGGAACGUUCAGGCCGCGCGGGCCCUCCUCUGCGUCCGUGGCCUUCUUGCGGCAGAGCAGCGUGAGCAGCGGCGGCGGCUACGGAAAGCACUGCGGCAUGGCCCUCUCCAUCCCCUUGCCGAGGCUCCACUCGACGGAGGCGCCCGGCUCAUGCUCGCCCCACGCAUUUGCCAGGGCGGCCGCCGCCGCCACCACCACCACGUUCCAGCCGCGGGCGCAAGCCAAGGCGGCCGCGGCGGCCGCGGCUCCCGCGACGCCUCCGACCCCCCGCGCCCUGCCCGUGGGCGCGUCCGCUGCACCGCUUCGGGCGAGAAGCACCGGGCCCUCCGUGGCUCGGCUGUGCGGCCGGACCUUCUACGAGCCGAGCCACGAGGUUGCGCAGGUGCAGCGAAGCGAGGUCCUCAACCCGACGCCUCGCGACUUCGCCACGGUGGUGCAGGCGACGGCGGCGCGCCCGCUCGAGCUGGUCGCGAACCGUGACGCCGGAUCCGAGCGGUCCGAUGCGGCACGCCAGGAAGAUGAAGGCAGCUCGACAGAGACGCUGCCUGCUGAUUACUGCAUGCGGCCACAGGAGAUGGGCAUCGUCACCAUCACCACCGCCGAGAGAGGAGGAGGAGGACGAGGAGAGACGCUCCAGAACAUCAGGAGCGAGUUGGCGACACGGGACUACGGGAACAAGCCAGAGUUCAUCAGGACACUUUAGAGCAGUGUUCUUCACUCAUUUUCAGGGGUGGGGGGGGGGGUGGGAGGUGGACAGUCUUCACCAUUUGUGUCUUGUCAGGGGCCGCGCUAAAGGCCAUCAGGGGCCUUGCCGUGAAGAACGCCGCUUUCGACUGUAUUCAUGCAAAGAUCAAACUUUUUGAAGCAUCGGGAGAGAAUGGUCCUCGGCAUAAUAACGUGGAUAUUUUUUCGUCCCGAGUUUGUAUCCAGGAAAAACCGCAUUGAUGAGUCUCGAGACUCCCUUUCAAGCGCAUCCUGCAAUUGAGAUGUUUGUCCAAUUCCGUUUUAAAAUUAGGAAUGUUUUUGUUGUUCUUGCUAUUGGGAGGAAAUCGAAAGCCCUCCAAGGGGUCGACGGUCAAAGGUCCACACAGAUGGGUGCAAGAUCCCACUUAGGAGUCUACUGCCAUCUCCUGGCCAUUUCUUACGUGGCCUGCUGGGUUUUUAUUUUUAAAAUCACGGUUGCUGAGCAAAAGGCCCAAAACUCCGAAGCGGCCAAAAAUCAACAAUGUUAUUGGUUGUGUAACACAUAUGGGGGUUGAUACAUUUCCUGAAGUGAGCAAGGUUAUAAAUCACUUGGGGGUAACAGAGACGACAAAAAGGAAGCACUUUCAAAGGUGAGCAUUUGAGAGGGCGAGAUGUUAAAUGUCUCGCCGGGUAUGCAGGAGAUCGUGGGUUCGAUCCCGACCCUGACGCCUGCUGUCU